Thermothelomyces thermophilus ATCC 42464 is the source of this 1439-nucleotide messenger RNA. RefSeq lists its product as uncharacterized. NCBI's taxonomy places the organism in Eukaryota, Fungi, Ascomycota, Sordariomycetes, Sordariales, Chaetomiaceae. The transcript is spliced from 3 exons. Gene Ontology annotation, cellular component: mitochondrion. Bases 508 to 1134 code for a protein of 208 amino acids. The record is from RefSeq and is a predicted model, not a curated record.
CGGUACGGAGAUUCGGGAGCUGGGGGACGUCAUUAAAUUUUAUUCCCAGCGUAAAUCGCACCCAGCUCACCACAAACCAGCAAUCAAUCUUGAAAUCGCCCGAACACCGCCACCCCCCCGGCAACCCUUUGGUUGUUCUAGCGUCGAAACCCGUCUUAACUGUCGAGGGAAAGACAAGUCCUGCUAACCCGGCAACACAUUCGGCUUGCCCGGCCUGUGCUGGCUUCAAAAACGCGGCGUGCAAAGCAUUGCUCUCGAAGACCCGAACACUCCCCUCCCGGCGGGCGCUAGAGCCUUGUCGUUGCUGAAGGGUAGAGAUCGUCGAUCUGGGCCGACCGAACACCGAUGGCGAUGCUACGAACCGCAGUAGGAGCGUUUGAUGCUCUCGUAGGAGGGAUCGCUGCCCGCGGGAAUGGGAAUAUCACAAGGACUGCUGUUGGGGAAAGAAUAUGGAUAACUAGGGCUUGUGCGGGGCCGCUCGCCGUACCUUGGCACCAGAGGGCGUUGAUGUCGCAGCUCCGCACAGCAAGGCCUGCCAGCGCGCGACCCAGGCUCGCACUCACAAGGGCGCCACUCCCCAAGCCGAGACGCCCAUUUCAUUCUACAAGGCCACGGCGAGCGGAUUCCUCCCAGAAGCGUGGGGAGGCGGUGCCUGAAGAACCACUGUCGCUGAGUGCCAGGCUGAAGAAGCUGUCGAGGGAGUACGGCUGGUCUGCGGUUGGGGUAUACCUUGCGCUUUCCGUGCUGGACUUUCCCUUCUGCUUCUUGCUGGUCCGGACCGUGGGCACCGAGAAGAUCGCCCAUGUCGAGGACAUCGUGAUUCGCAGCGUUCAGAAGGUCAUCCCUGAACGGGUUCAGAAUUGGUGGCGCGAAUACCGCCAAGCGGCGAGGGAGUUAAAGCGACAACGGACCGGCGGUGUGGACGAAGUCGAGGUCAUCGGCCACGGUGUUGCUGAGGCUGAGCAGAGGACCAGGCAGGAGGGAGCUAGCCUGGCCACGCAGCUUGCGCUUGCAUACGCCAUUCACAAAAGCUUCAUCUUCGUCCGCGUUCCUCUAACGGCUGCUAUUACCCCCAAGGUGGUCAAGGUACUGCGCUCGUGGGGAUGGCAGAUCGGCAAGAAGGCCAAGCGGUGAAGCAUGGAAGCUUCCGUGUGCGUAUAUCCUUGUAAAUGGCCCAUACACAUGCAUGGGUACGCAAUACCCCCCUCCAUUCGCGUCUUUGAAAGGUGACGGCGAAGGCUUGCAUUUGGGGUGGCGGUGUUGGGCGGUUAAUGGCUGCAUAUUCAAAUGGAGCAUCUCCUCAUAGACUGUAACAUCACCUUGUAGUAAGUAGAAAUCUGUAUCGAGUAUUUCCCUGUACACAAAGGGAGGUUAAGCAAUAGACUUGCUCUUUCUCACCCGAGGUUUAGUGCAUCGGGCCGUGGGUAGGGCUGCGUUCU